CGGAUUACGUGCCGUGGAUUGAACGCCAGAUGGCGGAGCGCACCGUGUACCACUGUCAGCACAGCUUUGAGGCGGACGACGGCGCGGGGUAUGCGGAGUGCAAGCGUAUGAGAAAACCUUUUGCAGCAGCAGGAGCUCCGAGAGGUAUUCCCGAAGACCUCGUAGCAGACCGCGCGGACGCGGGAGGAAAUUCUGACAAGGGUGCUGAAAGCGGUGAAAAGUCAAAAACAGAUGCUUCCAGUGCGGCACCGCGACAUCGGCCGGAUGAACAAAAAGUAGUCGGGUCAACAGCUGGUCCUCCACCUCCUCCUGCAGCACCGUAUAACCCAUUUCAAUGCAGUUGGCUGCUGGAGCGUGACGAGGUGUGGAAUUGGGAGGUGAUUCGGCAUUUUCGGGCAAGAGAGGAGCUGAGGCAUAGGGUUUUUCCUUCUGGUGCUGCUGUUGCGCUGCCGGUGGAGAGCGCCAGUUCUGCAGUAAUAUACGACGAGCAGGAAGGAGAUGAAGACGGGCAGCACCAGGCCCAGCGGAACGAGGGAGCGCAACCGCACAAGGGGCUUGUUGAAGAACGUCAUGUUGACGAAGAGGAAGAACGUGCAAAUAUCGACAAAGAGAUCACCCGAACCCUGCAGCAAGAGCAGCUGAAACAGCAGGUGAUACAGACGAAGGAGGAGUCCGUCCCUGGGGACUUUCUGGCGGCGGAAAGAAUGCGUUUCAUGCCGCGCACGGUGAAGGAGCAGAUACGACAGUGGGUGGUAUCCAGAAACGCUGACUUCACAGCGUUUGACUUCGUCAGAAUUGUUGUGCGAUUUUUCCUCGAUGGAAAUAAAAAGCGUGACGCUCAUAUUGAUGUUUCAAGCGACGACUCGAGAACCGGGAAGAGUACUACUGGUCCACAUCCACACGAUGUGGAUGUCGAGGUGGAUCAUGGUCCGGAGGAAGAUGUGCUGGCCGCAAUACUGAAUGAACGCAACGAGGAUCAUCUACCUGAACCGGAAGGACAAGAAGGUUACACUGACCCGCCUGCGGUUUUACCGCCAAAAACAAACGAGCAUCGCCACGAGCGGUAUUUGAGGCUCGUGGAGCGCGCGCGCCAAUCGAAGAGCAACGAGUUACCGUCGAAAUUUUUGAUCUACUGGAUCUGGCUGGAGCGUAUGGGCUUCCCCAUUUUACUGGUCUUGUCCCGUCCGUUGGCCGUCGCGGUGCAAAUCAUCCGCUUGAAGAUGCUGCGGGUGGUGAGUCUUUGCCGGGCGCAGCUGUACGCCUGGCAGCUCAGGGGCUGGCUGCAGAGCGUGAUAGAAGAAAUAAGCACUAGGACCAGCACCGCUGGCGCGAACAUCAAUGGUCGACGUAACAGCAAGGGUGUUGAAGGCGCAAGAGGGAAUAAAACACGAGUAGUAGUGGACGUCGAAGAAGAAGAGCUCUCGCUGCUGAAACAACUGAAACAGGUCCUCGAGCUACACAUUCUGGAGUUUGAGAUACCCGACCACGGAACUGCUGCUCUCGACCACACGUCGUCGGGGGCUUCUGGUUCUGCGAACACCAGUGCGUCCUUCCUCCAUGCCUACAUGAGGAGAACGUGCGAGGAGUUUGGAGUCGGGUCUCGAUUGGUUUACGAAGACUGCGUUUGUGACGCUUUUCGACGCGAGCAGGAGAAAGAUAAACAUCAUUCCGCUUCAUCCAGUGAGGACCGCCUGGAUGAAGAAGAUUCCGAACAAGGCAAGACUGCUGAUCACACAGCGUCAGGCUCAGGACAAGAACUAAAAGUAGAACACCAGCCCGCGAUUUCCGUCGGCGAGCUGCUUGCCUCCCUGCUUUCGGAUGCAGAAAAGGAGAACAAGAAGCCCCGCGAGCACCACUACUACCGCGGGGCGCAGCUGUCGGAGCGGUCCGACAGCAUCUCCGUGAUGAACAUUGGCGCCUGGAGCGACGAAAACGUGUCGGAAGUGCAAAAACAGUACUGGAACGGGCGGACGCAGCUGCCUGAAAGCGUGCGGAAAAACCGCAUUUCCAUCGACAUUGUGUUGCCCGUUUGUGCCGAAUCCGAUGUGGAAGAUUUGGACAUUUCCGUGUUUCCCGGCUGGAGCCGAAUUUUCUUCUACGAUCUGUGCGGCGAGUUCGGGCGGUUCCUGCCAAGUAGGAGUGCAUCAAGGACUUCUAUCAACGAAGAAACUACGUCGAAGAUGCCCACCACCGCGUCCGACACGAAUUCCUUUGCGUUUCACCAAAAAGCAACGGACAAAACUUACCGGGUUUUUUCCGCGAAGGAGCUACUGGACAGCAAAACUUCAUUAGGAGAUGAAACAGAAGAGACUAAGAGUAAGAGAGCGCAGGAAGUGGAGAGAUUCCUUCAAAACCCGCUCGCGGCGAACCUGCUCGACCGUUGCGCGAAGUUUCGUGCGGAUUCCGUGUUUUUCGACGACUCGCACGAGGAAGACGUGCGAACUUUGGACGUGGGAGUGCGGUUCUGGCACUUGGCGAAGUAUUACGACGAGCUGCCGGAUGUGACUUUCAUGGCCCACCCCGAUUGGCGGGAGCACGCGACGCCGGGCAUCAUGCAGGCUUUGUUUGAAGCGUUGGAGCGGGGGCAGGAGUGGAAGCGGGAGAUCAAGGCAGACGUGGUGCACUUGGGAAAACGGCAGCACGGACCGCUCUUGCACGAACCAGUGUUCCCAACCAGGAAGAUAAUGAGCAACAUUAAGGCCGCUACAAGAAGUACAACUAGCAUACAAGAAGACCACGAUGCUGGUGCAACAUUAACGUCCUCUCCUCCACCCCUUUCAUUACUGCGGGAGAAAUUCCUUGCGUCGGACGAGUCGAAAGCAUUUGGCGUGGUUUCAUCUCGUGGAAGCGUGGACGAGGGGGCGGGCCGCGAGUCUCUUUUAAUGUGGCCGCCAAGAGAGGACCGCGAGGACGUUGCUGAUCGUCGUGACAGCACAGAAACGAAUGAAGGAAGAUUGUCCUCAGCGGGCGAGGAAAUAAUAGUUGACGGCCAGAACGGCCACAGCACCGCAGGCACAGUUGUAUCUCAACCAGCAAGUUUCGGCGGCUUCGUUUCCCCCGAAACGUUUGUGUACCACCAAGUCGGGUUGGAGAGCGGGGAAAUGGGCGACUUCUUGAACAAAAAGGAUUUCGAAAUGGACGACGGGUGGUACGAAGAGAUCGAGAAUGUUGACGCUACAUCUUCUAGCGCAAGAACUCCUAUUUCUCCCGACGGCGCCAUCAGUCCAAAUUAUGAAAAUGAUGGACCUGGUGCGGCGGACCCUGCUGGUUUUUCCGGUGCAGAGAUAGAGAAUACAGAAGUGCCAUUGCCUCCCGCCCUACUCCGUCGUGCAGUAGAUGACAAAGCCAAAGCGCGACUGAAAUCCGUUAUGAAGCAAGCCAGAAUACAGAAGUUUGUCGAAGAGAGACUUUUGCCAGCACCGAGCGGCGAUCCUGUAGUAGUUCACGAAGAUGAGCCAGAACAUUUGAUGAAAUCUCGCUCCUACUUCGAGAAAUUCCGCACGUUUGUGAAAUCGAAGUACUUCGAUGCCGCAAAGACGAAGAACCCGAUCAAGCGCGGGAAAAUCAACUACGAGGAAGCCACGUACCACCGCCUGCCGGAUGCGUACGAGCUGCAGCUCCACCGCAGAAUUUGGAACGUGCUGUUUCAAGAGAAGUUCACCCUGCCGCAACACCACUUCGGCGGAUACGACUACGGGGUCUUUCUCCUGUCGAAAGCGGCUGUUUUGUCAAAGGCGCGUUCCUGGUACACGCAGGUGGCGUUUGGCCUGCAGUCGGUCGAGCACACGUGGCAGGCGUUUUUCAGCGGUAGUGCUAUCAAAUGUAAAAGUGUCUGGGUCUGGAACGUUGGAACUUGUGAUGCUAACUUUGGACUCUAAAAAAAUCUGUAUUGCAUGACCAGCAAGAGAGGGUUCGUUUCUGCUACGCGGGGAGGGCAUUUGUCAUGCGGAGUUGGCUGGGAAGCCCUCUAAAAAUCUGUGAUGCUAGGUCGUGCAUUACAGACAUCCUGGGUCAUGCAAAAUAUGCAUGACAAAUCUCAGAAUCUUCCAGACCCAGACACUUUUGCAUUUGAUAAGUGCGGGAUUUGAACAACAGGCACCACAACAAGAACGGCGCCGCGACCGAAGCAGAACUGCAUCAAAUAACUUCUACCGCGCCGCGUGGCACAACAAGGUGCACAGAGGCCUUUCGAAAACGAUGUUUCAGCCGGAUGCGCUGCGGGGGCCGCGCGUCACCGAUUUUGUCUCCGUCCGGGUUGACAUCACAUCGACGCCGAAAAUUUACAACAAGGCCAUCUGCAUGAUCUUCGAACAUUUGUGGAGCGUGUUGUUCGCCUACGUGCCCCGCAGUGGUCCGUUUAAUAAUUUCGAAAGCGAAAAGAAUGUACUUGUUGAUCCGAACGGUAGGAACGAAAACGAAUUGGAAUUUCAGUUCGGGUACCAAGGAAGGAGCAGUGGGCCGGCUCUUCAGCGAAGUAGUAGAGGGGAAAAAACUAGAAAAAGUCGAGGACGAGGGCGAUUGGCGGAAGUAGAAGAAGUAGAACAUCACAAGGACCCGCACCACGACCAGCAAACCUCCAUCCUGCUGAAAUCUCGGUUCUACGACUCCGCCCUUCCUCUGUCGCUCCGCUUGGAAUGGCACCCGGUGGCCCGGUCAAUUGUGCACUUUGAAAACCUUUGGCGGACGACGAGGCUUUCGCUGCUAACAGUGGAGGAGCGGUGCGCGGUGCAGACGUUUCUAAGCCAGCACCCCUUCUACUUGGAAAGAAGUGUCAUCCCGCAGUUUCCCAGGAUCUGCUACAUGAUUCAAUAAAACAAAGUCUUACUUCAUCUAGUCAGGUGUUUACUUCUUGAGAACAAAAAAUAAAAGACCACGAAAAUGUAUGCCCGGGUAGCAACAGGCUAGCGAGCCUGUGAGCCUAGGCUGAGGAUGGUCGGGCGGUAUUUUAUGCCCGUGUCCGCCCUCAGCCCUUUAGUGUACGGUAGCCAGGACUUGAGAAGAUUAGUCAGGACAACCCACCGAAUUUCGGGGUGGUAUUUGUUCGCCUUCUCUUGUUCCCAGGGAGUAACGCCCCUGCCGUUGGUAGUAAGUCUCGUUUGUCCCGCUUUGCGGAUGAUCGUUAGUCCCGCUUUGCGGAUGAUCGUUAGUCCCGCUUUGCGGAUGAUUGGCCCGCUUUGCGGAUGAUUGGCCCGCUUUGCGGAUGAUCGUUAGUCCCGCUUUGCGGAUGAUUGUUUGGCCCGCUUUGCGGAUGAUUUGGCUUCCGCUUGUCGGAAAUUUUGGCUUCCGCUUGUCGGAAAUUUUGGCUUUCCGCUUGUCGGAAAAUUUGGCUUCCGCUUGUCGGAAAUUUUGGCUUCCGCUUUUUCGGAGCCUCGAACUUUGGCUUCCGCUUGUCGGGAAAUUUGGCUUCCGCCUUUCGCAAGUUCUGGCUUUCGCUUGUCCGAAGGUCUAGCUUGGUCCGCUGUGCGGGAAUUUUGGACUCCGAAGGUCGGAAACGUCUCGUUGCCAGCUAUCUAUGCGGGAUAGGUGUUGUCUGGCCGUUCUGUCCUCGGGACGAGGAACGGCGGUCGGUCUCGCUUUGCGAUGGGAGGAGGGGUCGUUUGGCACUGGCGGUUCGAACCCGUUACCCUUGCGAACUUUCUCCCUGACUAGAGCGCUGGACUUCGUUGGAUCUGCUUUGAGAUAAAUAUCCGGACUUCCCCUCCCAUCGCUAUGCGAGACCGAGACUCGUCCGAUUGGUUUGUAAUGGGGCUAUGCUAAGCCUGGGCGAUCGCGGUUUUUCGUUCUAUUUGGCGGACCCUUCUGAUAGGCCCGCGUCUUAGUCUAUCGGCCCACUUUUCAGCCCGUCGUCGUUCGUUGCUACGCCUUCAUCGAUGGGGCGCACCGGUUUCCCAAAUUCAUCUACUGGCCGCAAGCGCCACAGCGGGUUCUUUGGGAUGCUUCGGCGUAUCCGGCCUCCGCCGGUGGGUCAGGUGCUCCAUCUCCCUGGGCGCCUCGACGACGCGGUGGGGGACUGCUCCCACCGAGCGGCCAUCCAUUGGGUGGCCCGUCUGCGGUAACUGCAUAAAAUGUAUGCCCGGGUAGCAACAGGCUAGCGAGCCUGUGAGCCUAGGCUGAGGAUGGUCGGGCGGUAUUUUAUGCCCGUGUCCGCCCUCAGCCCUUAGUUUACGGUAGCCAGGACUUGAGAAGAUUAGUCAGGACAGCCCACCGACUUUCGGGGUGGUAUUUGUUUCGCCCGCCCCCCCUCCCAUUUGCUUCUAGGUGGUUACGUUACCACGGAUGGGCCGCUAAGACCUCGCGCCGCCCUUUUCUUACGGGGUGUGACAGAGGUCCAUGUCUUCCAUCGCGGGUCAGGUGCUCCAUCUCCCUGGGCGCCUCGACGACGCGGUGGGGGACUGCUCCCACCGAGCGGCCAUCCAUUGGGUGGCCCGUCUGCGGUAACUGCAUAAAAUAACGCGGCACAGUAUCGAAAUCCACGAAUCUGGAUUACCCAUGUGGUCGACAGCCACACGUACGAGAGUCAAAACGGAAAUGCAGAAACUACAGGCAUAGAGAAUCAAAAUGUAGAAGCGCGCGUAUCUCCCAUAGGCGAGCCGUGAAGUACUUACAUCGAGUGAGAUGUUGAUGACGGCGAGGUACUAACUUUAUCAAUCAAUGGCAACGAGUACAAGAUAACAUCUGUCGCAACGACGAGAUCCUCAGGAAUGGACUGAU
Molecule: messenger RNA, 6711 nt
Organism: Amoebophrya sp. A120
Lineage: Eukaryota; Dinophyceae; Syndiniales; Amoebophryaceae
Source: the annotation of a GenBank genome assembly